Molecule: messenger RNA, 1736 nt
Organism: Pimephales promelas (fathead minnow)
Lineage: Eukaryota; Metazoa; Chordata; Actinopteri; Cypriniformes; Leuciscidae
Product: somatostatin receptor type 2
Biological process (GO): neuropeptide signaling pathway; cellular response to glucocorticoid stimulus; regulation of insulin secretion
Cellular component (GO): neuron projection; plasma membrane
Molecular function (GO): somatostatin receptor activity; neuropeptide binding
Source: RefSeq, a predicted model, not a curated record
UCAUUGCUUUUUAUCUGCAAGCGCUUCCAGCCACUGAGGCCUUGUGCGCGUGAUAGAUGAUUCACUGACCAACAAACAAAGACAAUCAGCCCGAAAUAUAAACAGUGGAUGGGGGGAAACGCAGCAUACUCAAACAAGCAGAGGGGGAAUUCAUCACUCAUCCGAUGGGGACGUAUUUGUAAAGUGGGUGGCCCAAAGGAGAAGUUGGGGGUUGAUUGACCCCCCACUGAACUGCGAGGAAAGGGAGGAAACGUAGGGGUGGAGUGGAGGAGGAAAACGAGAGGGAGUGUGAAAGAAAGAGGCUGGAUGGACCUUCUGACAAGAGCGUUUAGUUAUGAAAACAAAAGUAUUGUAACAGAUGGCACCCUGGAAACCUCGCAACAGCGGAUUGGAACGAGCCGGCGCAGCUUAUCAGAGUCGACGGAUGACUUAGACGCACACACUUUGGGAUAUAUAAGAUCUCCACAGGAGGGUCUGACACCAACUAGAGUUUGGAGGUAUUUCAACAAAUAUCCAACCAGGUUUUUUGGGGGGUGAAAUCUUCAAAGAUCAGCUCUGAAGAUGGGAAAGUAAGCCUUCAAGGACAAGGCGGAGAUCCUGGUUCUCGCAAUACGUUUGAACCACAACGACUACAAAAAUGGAAACGGCAGUGCCUUUGGGAUUGUUUCACGACAACGUGUCGGUUCUAGGCGCCGCCAUAAACAACGUCUACAUCCAUGAGGACUUCGAUGCGUUCAGCGUCGCCAUGGCCGUGAUGUACCUGGCAGUUUGCGUCGUGGGAUUGGCCGGGAACUCGCUGGUUAUAAUCACCAUCCUAAAGCUGGACAAAAUGUCUUCGGCGACCACCGUCUACAUUUUCAACUUGGCUUUGGCUGAUGGGCUUUUCAUGGUAGGACUCCCGUUCAUCGCGAUCCAAAACUUCCAAGACCAGUGGAUCUUCGGAGAUGCCGUUUGCAAGCUGGUUAUGGUUCUAGACGGCAUUAAUCAAUUCACCAGCGUGUUCUGCCUGACGGUGAUGAGCGUCGACCGCUACAUGGCGCUGGUAGACCCGAUGCGAUUCGCUCGUUGGCGGACGCCACGGCGGGCGAAGAUCAUCGCCGCGUUAAUGUGGUUCAUCUCUUUAUUUCCCGUGCUUCCAAUGGCUAUCAACUUCUCUGAUAACUACGGCUUGUGCACCGUUGACCCUCAUGUCGCAUCCGACACCUGGUGGUUGACCUUUCUCAGCUACACGUUCGUAUUGGGCUUUGCUUUGCCCUUCACCGUGAUGAUCGUGUUUUACACGGCACUGUUGGUGACUCUGAGAAACGCCAGAACGCAAACGUCUUCUUCGCUGGAGAGUCACAGGCUGGAGAAACAGGUUACUAAGAUGGUGGUGGCGGUUGUGUUGGUGUUUGGCGUUUGCUGGCUGCCGUUCUACGUCUUGAACUUUUGCUCUCUGCACCGAACGGAUCUGGCGCUGGAUUUCACACGUGGCUUUGAGUUUGUGGUGCUGCUGUCGUAUUCGUGGAGCUGCGCCAAUCCAAUCCUGUACGCGUGUCUGUCGGAAACCUUUCGCAGGCAUUUCCACGCCCUCCUCUGCCCCCAUAAGAGCUCGCCGACACACUGUGACCGAGACACCGAAGCCUACGUCCUGCGCGACACCAACGUGCAAGGCGUGCUAGCUUAGUGUAUCUAUGUUUUAAAGGGAUAGUUCACUUUGAAAUUAAUUUUUGCUAUGUUUUAUCUUACCUCAAGAG